Molecule: messenger RNA, 2890 nt
Organism: Gorilla gorilla gorilla (western lowland gorilla)
Lineage: Eukaryota; Metazoa; Chordata; Mammalia; Primates; Hominidae
Product: protein SET-like
Exons: 1
Coding region: 1586-2236 (216 amino acids)
Biological process (GO): nucleosome assembly
Cellular component (GO): nucleus
Source: RefSeq, a predicted model, not a curated record
CACUAGCUGCCCAUGAACACCCCUCAGGCCUAGGGAUGUGCACACUUGUGAGUUGAUCUGCUUUGGGAGGGUGAAGACACACCCAGGCCCUGGAAGCUGGUUUCGGACCACUUGGGGCAGGAAAUUCAAGGGUCAUGAGUACUUGGGGAAGAGUCUAGAAGGGAAGUUGUCCCUGCAGAUGGGUGUGUAUCACAGCCCUGCAGACUGCUGGUUCCAUGGAGAGGCAUGGCUGGAGAAGGGCAGGAGAGGGCAUUCUGAAGCAUCAGCCCCCUGAUUAGGGAUACCUGGCCCUAGAGUGGUCCUGUGCUUUUCACUCCUGCUUUUCAGAGAUCCUGCUUCUAACACAUCCUUGAGCAUCUCAGUAAAGCAAGCUUCCUAUGCCAUUCUGAAGUGUUUGGGUUAAGAACGUUUCUCAUGUGAAUAAUGCUUGGUCACCAGACUGAGGUCCAGCGUAUUCUUCAUCUGGUCUGAUAGAAAUCCCUUGUCUUUAAAUGUCAUAUAUUUAAGGUAACAACUCUAUUUUGUAGGUUGAAACAAAAACUUAAACUGUAUCAGUUAAUGUUUUUAAAGUCAACCAAAGGGAAGGCACCUCUUCCCAGUGUGUUUCAUCAAUUGAAAUCUGGUGAAUGUUUUUUUGUUUGCUGGUAUGUUCCACCGUGUGUGAGCAUGAAGGUAGGAAAACUGUUUGCUCAGCCAUUCCGUCUGUGGUUUGGUUUGUUGGAGAAUCAGUCAAAUGGAAAGGCUUUCCUCUGAUGUGAUUACAGAAUCAAAUAUUUUAUAAUUCCCAGAUACUUCUGAAUCUUGAAUAAUUAUUGAAGUCAGUGAACACUUUCUCUUUCUUUUCCUUGACUCCCUUUGGAUUGAACUAGCCCGCAGGGCAACACAAUAUUAUUUCCCUGGGCUAGGUGCACUUUCCUCUUCAUGGAUUAUUGGGUGCCUGUAGAUAGAGUCCCUGUGCACAGCAGGCAGAUUGUGCACCGCAUAGUCCUGGAGGUAAAUUUCACCAAGAGUAUAAGUGGGAUUGGGCAAAAUGGUAGCCCUGCCUAUGCAUGUCUGGGGCAGGGAUUCCCCCUAACUGUGUAUUCCCUGGGAGGCCUGAUUUUCCUCCUCUUUCUGUCACCCAUCAUAAGCAUAUGGAGAAGAUGGAUGUUUGAAGGGAAAAUAAUGUUAUUUUCUGCAUUUUCUCCCAUUUUUUGAGAGCACUCAUUCUCCUUCUAAUAUUAAUUUAGAUCAGGGAAAAUAAAAGCCAUUUGUUAAAGAACUAACUAUUAUAUAAUACAUUAUCAAACAAUUACGCCAAAGGUAUGUUUACAAACUCCUGUUCUAUCUUGGUGGGUUGAUUAGCUUCCUUGGGGGGUCCAAACAGCUAUGGCUUUUCCAUUUUUAUAAAUGGUUCUGCAUUUAUAAAAUUAAGAAUGGACAUUUAUGCUAUUAAUUAAGAAUGGAAUUAAUAGUGUAAAGGGAUCCUUCAAAUACCCAUGUGUUAUUGCUCACUUUUAACCAAUAAAUCUUAUGCCAGAGUGUUCUGCCUGCUUCCGGAUGAGCAAGGAGACUUGUGGUCUGGUUCUUGGACUUCCCUAGCAGCAUGGCCCCCAAAUGCCAGUCUCCACUCCCGCCUCAAAAGAAGAAACCAAGAAUGCCUCCUGCUCUGGGACUGGAGGAGACAUUGGCCUCUGCAGGCUUGCUGAAGAAGGGAGAAAAAGAACAGCAAGAAGCAAUUGAAUGCAUUGAUGAAGUACAAAAUGAAAUAGACAGACUUCAUGAAGAAGCCAGUGAGGAGAUUUUGAAAGUAGAACAGAAAUAUGACAAACUCUGCCAACCAUUUUUUCAGAAGAUGUCAGAAUUGAUCGCCAAAAUCCCAAAUUUUGGGGUAACAACAUUUGUCAAGCAUCCACAAGUGUCUGCCCUGCUGGAGGAGGAUGAAGAGGCACUGCGUUAUUUGAGCAGAGUUGAAAUGACAGAAUUUGAAGAUAUUAAAUCAGGUUACAGAAUAGAUUUUUAUUUUGAUGAAAAUCUUUACUUUGAAAAUAAACUUCUCUCCAAAGAAUUUCAUCUGAAUGAGAGUGGUGAUCCAUCUUCAAAGUCCACUGAAAUGAAAUGGAAAUCUGGAAAGGAUUUGAUGAAAUGUUCAAGUCAAAUGCAGAAUAAAGCCAGCAGGAAGAGGCAGCAUGAGGAACCAGAGAGCUUCUUUACCUGGUUUACUGACCAUUCUGAUGCAGGUGCUGAGGAGUUAUGAGAGGUCACCAAAGAUGAUAUUUGGUCAGACUCAUUACAGUACUACUUCGUUCCCGAUAUGGAUGAUGAAGAAGGAGAAUGAGAAGAAGAUGAUGAUGAUGAUGAAGAGGAGGAAGGAUAAAAAGAUACUAAUGAAGAAGACAAUGAAGAUGAAGGUGAAGAAGAUGAAGAUGAUGAUGAAGGGGAGGAAGGAGAGAAGGAUGAAGGAAAAGAUUACUAGAACACUGACAGGUUCCAACUUUCCUGUUUUAAAAUUUUUCUCCAGUCCCUGGGAGCAAGUUCCAGUCUUCUCUUUUUCCUCUUGUGCUCUGUUGCCCUGUUGUUGAGGUCUCUUUGCUCUACACCAUGGUUCUCAACUUAUUGCACAAUACAAUGGGAAAAGUGUCUCUACGCCUUUCUGUUUGAAAUUCAUUUUUAUCCCUUUCUGUCUGAACAAAAACUGUAUGGAAUCAACACCACCGAGCUCUGUGGGAAAAAAGAAAAACCUGCUCCUCGUUCUGCUGGAAGCUGGAGGGUGCUAGGCCCCUGUGUAGUAGUGCAUAGCAUUCUAGCUUUUUCCCUCCUUUCUCUGUAUCUUGGGCUUAGAGAGUACAUGGUGUCUCUAUGUGAAUAUGGACAGUUAGCAUUUACCAACAUGUAUCUGUCUAUUUUCUCU